AUGGAGCCACCAUCCCAACUGCCCCCACACUAUAGCACUUGCCAACAAAGUCUAACUGCCAUGAUGCUUACAUUUAAGAACCUUAACAUCCCAUUAGCCCCGGGCAAGACACAAGGUCCUGCAACUGUGUUAGAGUUUAUGGGCAUUAUCCUGGACAGCGUUCGAAUGGAAGCACGGCUGCCGGAUGACAAAAUUGAACGCCUCCGAGCAGUUUUCAACACAUUCCAAAAAAGGCGGUCAUGUACUUUGAAAGAACUUCAGUCACUUAUAGGUACCUUAAAUUUUGCAUGCAAGGUUAUCCCACCGGGUCGCCCUUAUUUACAAAGAAUGAUUGAAUUGACAAGAAACAUAAGACAGCCCCACCAUCACAUAAAGCUUAGUGCAGGCUUUUUUAAGGAUCUCGAGAUGUGGAAACAGUUUAUCGUUAACUGGAAUGGUGCCAGUUUUUUCUUGUCUUCUUCAUGGGAAAACUCUGAAUGCCUUCAGCUCCACACUGAUGCAUCGGGGGUGUUGGGCUACGGGGGGAUUUUCGGGGGGAAAUGGUUUCAAGGAAAAUGGGAACCUCAUCAACAAUUAGGACAGCCCGAGAUUAGUAUUGCUUGGCAAGAAUUGUUUGCCAUAGUAGUUGCAUGUCACAUAUGGGGGGAAGCCCUUCAAAACAGAAGGAUAAUCCUGAACUGUGAUAAUGAAUCAGUUGUCAACAUUAUUAAUUCCAAACGAUCGCGAAUUUCCCGGGUAAUGGAUCUUCUCCGUCAUCUCACACUGUUGACCUUAAAGUACAAUAUAUACCUUCGGGCCAAACACAUACCGGGAAAGUAUAAUGAGAUUGCUGAUUCCCUUUCUCGUUUCCAGUUUCAAAGGUUUCGACUCCUAAUGCCUCAAGCAGAUGUCAACCCUCAAAAAAUUCCAGUCCUUCUGUUGAAAAUCUAAAGAAUGACAUAGAAUAUUACAUUGAUUUGUCUGUGGCCGCCUCAACCAAACAGACAUACAGCGCUGGUGAGAAACGGUUUAUUGCUUUUGUAAAAUUAUAUCGACCCCAUGAAGGAAAGCACUUUCUACCAGCAAGUGAAGAAACACUCGUGCAAUUUUCAGCCUAUUUAGCCAAAACCAUCAAACACACAUCUAUAAAAAACUAUCUUGCAGCGGUUCGUCAUUUUCACAUACGAAAUGGUUUUCCGUUGGAUUGUCAAAAGAUGUCACGUCUCCAGCUGGUUCUUCGGGGUAUAAAACGUUCCCAAGGCGAUGAGAAAAGAGUGCGCCUUCCAAUAACAAUCCAUCAUUUAAAACUUUUUCACAUGAUGCUGGCAAUACCUGUCACAACACAUUUCGACUCAAUUAUGGUUUGGGCUGCCAUAACAUUGGCAUUUUUUGGCUUUCUGCGGCUUGGAGAGUUAACUUGUAACUCAAAAUUCAAUUCAGAUUCGCACCUCAUGCCUGAAGACGUUGUUUUUUCCAACGACCUACAACCAACCACUGCUAUGUCCAUACGGAUAAAAGAAUCCAAAACUGACCCCUUUCGGGUGGGACAUACCAUAAGUAUUGGAGGAACACACACACCUCUCUGCCCAGUAUUGGCCAUGAAACAGUAUUUAGCCAGAAGGCAGCCAAAAGCAGGGCCUCUGUUUGUAAAUUCUGCGGGUAAACCACUUACAAAACAGGCCCUAACACUUGAAACAAGAAAAUUACUCAGUCAAGCCGGAUUCAACGCUUCAAACUUUGCCGGUCAUAGCUACAGAAUCGGUGCUGCAACUACGGCAGCCACAGCGAAAUUACCUUCCUGGCUCAUAAAAACUUUGGGUCGGUGGUCCUCAGACUGUUAUGAACGAUAUAUACAACUUCCUUCGUCAACACUGUUGAAUGUCUCAGCCACACUCGCCAAUAUUUAA
Molecule: messenger RNA, 1886 nt
Organism: Paramuricea clavata
Lineage: Eukaryota; Metazoa; Cnidaria; Anthozoa; Malacalcyonacea; Plexauridae
Source: the annotation of a GenBank genome assembly